CGAAACCACAAUGGCAGAACAACAACAGCAGCAACAACAACAAUAACCCAAAGGCAAGUAAAGCUCUAGCAAACCAAACCUAAAAUUCCCAAAACAUCAAAUUUGACUUGCCAAGUUAUGGACUUGCGCGCGUCUUUGUAUUCGAAAUUUCACGUCCCGGAGUUGAAGGCUGGAACCAGUUAGCCGCCGCUUUCUACGCAGCCUGAACAUCCAAGUACCAUCACCCAACUGAAGGUUCAAAACGAUCCUACACAAUGUCCCUAAAUGGGCAACUUCAACUAUUUAGUUCGAGCACCUUGAGUGUGCCAGUCUCCGGCAAGCAAAUCGCAUGCAACCCGGUAAUCGACCUGACAGCCACGGUCGGCGACGGCAACAUAAUCUAUGUCUGGCGUGGCAGCAAUCAGUUGGUCUCGAAGCAUACAGAGCGAAACCAAAAGGUUGACGCGAUCAAGUGGAAAGAAGAUGGCCAAUUCUUAGCUGCCGGCUGGAGUGACGGCGUGGUGAGGUUGAUCGGCUUGGAAAGCAACAAAGCCGUGCAUCACAUCCGCGUGGCAGGCCAUGAUGGGAAGCCUUCCAGAAUCGAGUUUAUCGCCUGGGCCAGAAACGAAACUGGCAGGCACUCGCGCGCCAAGAAGCACGAUGACCUCCCCGAUUUGCCGUGGCGGGAUCUCAUGCCCGAUGAGAAGAAGCAUGUUCUGGACCUCCCUCAUGAGUUGACUUUCUUGGAGGUCGAGACCGCUCUCCCCAAGAUCAGUCCUCUUCCUUUGUCGGGAGGCACCGGGGACGAUAUGUUUGUUUUCUCUACAGCGGCAUCACUCGAGUUCGUGUUCCGCCCUUACCAGCCCGAGGACUCGGAUAAUGUCCAUGUCAUGAUCGCCGGCACAGCCGACGGAGGCAUCCACCUCAGCAUCUACGAUUCAUUUGCCAUUGGAACCUUUCAGCAUAUUCCACAUACAGCCAGAGGACCUCCCUCAAGCAAGGGUGCUUUCCAGCUUUGCGGUCACAGCUCGCGCCCCAAGGUGUCUACACAUGCACUCCUACUAAGACCCAAGGAGGGCAGUCUGACAUCCCUUUACCUUGUUCCCAUGGACCUCACUUUUGUUCACAAAUCACCAAUCAACCUCUCCUUGUUGGCGUCGAAGACGACAACGCUCCAGAAUCUUCUUCGGUAUCUGAAGCAGGCACAGUCCCACAUGGUUAGUGAGUGGAAGUCGACGAGAGAGCUUCCUGGGCGUUUUCUUCGCGGUGUCCAAGAAGAUCUGGAGAGGAGUCCCAAGGGGCCGAUGACCAUUGUCCAGGCACUGUAUCAUACUGUUGCAAUAGGACAUGUGUUCCCCCAGGUGAAGGAAUGGCUCGUCGACAGUCUGGCCGAGAGAGGACACAAGCGUUGGGAUAAAGCGGUCGUAAGCGGUCUACAAAAUCUCAGAAGCCUCGUCCACGAAAACUUUUUGCCUGCGCUCGAGAGGUGCGGCAUCGUGCUCAGCCGGCUCUUGGGACUCGCUCGCUUCCACGGCUCGCGCGAGAACAUUGGCUUUACCGCCGCGCAAAUCGAGAAGCUUCUGGACAUGGUCGCGGCGCUGACCUUGGUCUCGUACAAGAUUCUGUUGGCGGUCAUGGACGAGCUGGACCACUUCACUUCCUUUUCGUCAUGGCUCCGGAUGGAAAUCGACAAGCUGGCUUCGUCAUCGGCAGCUGCCGAGGAGUUGACCGAGAAAGAGGCGACUAUGGAUAAUGUCAAGGUCUUGACAUACAUCCAACGAUAUCUGAUGGGUAGUCCCUUGGCUGUUUAUCUUGGUGAUGUCACCGCGGAAGAGCGCGAGAAGGACUGGAAAGUCGCCGAGGAGAGCGACGGCACAUCUCUGCUUGAACUGGUUGAUCAGCAGUUGAAGAACCAGGAGCGCGGUAAGCCUUACUUGAAGGCGUUACCCAAAAUCGACCAGUUGGUGAAUCAUCUCACUGGCAAAUCGGCCAUCGUAUUUAAGGAGAUUGCUGAGGCAGAGAAGCGAAGUGUGCGCUUCAACCAGGCUGUGGAGAUAUCUACUGGCGAGAAGAUCUGGAGGCAUGAUAUUCAUCUGUGUUCUCGGCCUCAAGCGGCCGAGUCCGGUGUCACAACAUUUGUUGCUACAGUACCGGAAGGAGACAAGAACAAGAUCUUCAUUGUACGAACCGCUAUUCCAGUCGCCAACGGCAUUAGUGGCACAAGCUCUAGCAGUGCCUGUGGUCUGGUCCUUCCCAACGGGGCUACCGUGGUCGAUAUCAAGUUCCUGGACGACGAGUCUCUGCUCGUGCUAAGCCAACUCAAAGAUGAACAAAGCCCUGCAAUGGUGAGAAUAGGUUAUCAGUCACCCGACCUAACCUAUUCAGCAUACAAAGAAGGAGAGAGGCCUCAGACAACCAAUAUCGGCGGUCCAGAAGUCCCGUACAUUCCCCUUUUCUUCAACGCGGUUGGAUUCGUGCCCAUCCAGAUGGAGGUCCAACGAGCGAGCAAGACCAGGGGUGAGCUUCCUGCUAGGGUAUGUCUGCUAGGACGCGACAGAACGGUUUACAAGACAUAUGCUCUUCCCGACCACUUUGAGAUAUCUCCUGGGACUUCAAGGUCGCCAACGGAGAGGAAGUCAUGGAAGCAACAAGGAGAGGAGGAAGAUGUGGUGAUGGAGAACAGCCAGUAGAUGCCGUGUAAGUGCACGUCUUUUGAGCACAGGGCGGAAGAUCGGAAAAUGCGGUAAUACGGUUGGGGCUUGGUGGGACCCUCAAUCAUGCUGGGGAUUGCAACCAUGAGUCCGUUCGUGAUGUAUGAUUAGGAGGAGGAUUUUACAAAAUGAGGAAUUUCAUUGUUGGACGGGAGACAUGGAUGAGGUAUUGCUCGGUUAACAAAUCGGGUCUGUCAACUGUUAUGAACGAAUUACAAUCGUUGUUGAAGUAAUGCAGUACCAUUCUCAGAAGUCUCAAAGUACAAUUUUUCACUUC
Molecule: messenger RNA, 2967 nt
Organism: Neurospora tetraspora
Lineage: Eukaryota; Fungi; Ascomycota; Sordariomycetes; Sordariales; Sordariaceae
Product: anaphase-promoting complex, cyclosome, subunit 4-domain-containing protein
Exons: 7
Coding region: 255-2669 (804 amino acids)
Biological process (GO): anaphase-promoting complex-dependent catabolic process; protein K11-linked ubiquitination
Cellular component (GO): nuclear periphery; anaphase-promoting complex
Molecular function (GO): protein binding
Source: RefSeq, a predicted model, not a curated record